CCUUCAUCUGUCAUCCGACACUUGGAUGGAGAUGCCCACAGGCAGCUGCAUCGAGUCCAGAAGAUCAUUGAAGAGAACCUGCUACUUAAUUGCUGCUGCAAUCUGCGUGCUACAAGUGGAUCAGCUGCGUGGACUAUACUAAUUGCAGUUGCUGUUUUACAUAUGACAACUGGAGUCCUUCAGGGUUCAUCAUCCUCUCUCCUCUUCUGCAGACUGGGACAGAGCAGUUCAUGGACGAAAAGGCUAACAGCUCUUCAGGUUUCAAUACUUGCAAUUAAUUUCACAGAUCGGUAUCAAUCAUGCAUCUCAACGUCAUAACUCCAUUUGAUUAAUCAAAGAGUUUACUGAAGCCAAAAUGUUACUAGUGGACGUUUGAGAGAAAGUCAAUGGAAGAAAUAUUCGCAGGUUAAUUACGCCGUAAACUGACGGUCAACGUCAAUUUUGACCCGACCCACCCGCUGUCUCCUCCUCCUCCACCUUUGCCACCACCGCCACGGCUUAUUAAAAUCCUUCCGUCCUCGCCUUUAGAAGGCAACGCUCGAUCAUGGAGGAAAUGGCGUGGAUCUCCCAAGCCUUCUCCCCAGAUCAUAACGAGGUCCUCGCCCGCGCCCUGCAGAUAUCACUCUCCGAUGACUUCCCGGCCGUCGUCGAUGACUACUGCUCCUCCUCCUCCUUCGUCGACGCUCUCCGCCGGCGGAACCCCCUUGCGCCUGCCGCCUCGGAGAGGAUCUCCAAGAAGUCCAAGCGGAAGCCGCGCGGUGGCGCGGGCACGCGCUCGCAGAUCACAUACAUCAGCGCCGACCCGGCCAACUUCCGGGAGAUGGUGCAGCGGGUCACCGGACUGAUCGAUCUCGCGCCGCCGUCGGGCUCGCGGUCGCCGGCUCCGAUGGGCUGGCCUGAGCCAGCACAGCCGGCGCUGCCGCAGAUAUUGCUGCCGACGCUCGACACGUCGGCCUUGUUUCUUAACCAGUUUGCCGGCGGCGAACUAGGACCGGCGCAGGCUGCGUCCCACCUGGACGACCUGUUGUCGCCGAUAUAUCCGACGUCGCUCGAGUCGUGGGGCGUUAUGUAACAUAUAACAGCUGUGACAAAUGAAAAAAAAAAUUCACAGCUGCCUGGUUAGGUUGUUUAAUUUGAAGCGUCCGAUGUGGAUCGGAAGGUCGAGAUCGUUCCUCUCUCAAUCCCGUUAUAUUCUCUGUUGUUACAGUUGUGUAACACUUCUGUCUAAUUGACUCUUUUGAUGAUCGGUGCACUAA
This is a messenger RNA of Zingiber officinale, 1256 nucleotides long. Its product is annotated as calmodulin-binding protein 25-like. Gene Ontology annotation, biological process: response to osmotic stress. The coding region runs from base 545 to 1072 and encodes 175 amino acids. Gene Ontology annotation, molecular function: calmodulin binding. The record is from RefSeq and is a predicted model, not a curated record. The transcript has a single exon. Lineage: Eukaryota; Viridiplantae; Streptophyta; Magnoliopsida; Zingiberales; Zingiberaceae. Gene Ontology annotation, cellular component: nucleus.